Ruditapes philippinarum (Manila clam) is the source of this 1505-nucleotide messenger RNA. RefSeq names its product protein yellow-like. The coding region runs from base 41 to 1261 and encodes 406 amino acids. The record is from RefSeq and is a predicted model, not a curated record. Lineage: Eukaryota; Metazoa; Mollusca; Bivalvia; Venerida; Veneridae. The transcript has a single exon.
UCUUUUAAAACUCACCAGUGUUAAACUUCAAACGUGAAGCAUGAUUGUCGGUGUCAACAGCGUUUUGGUUCUUGUAUUUUGUUUUGUGACAAUUGAAAUGUUACAAGCAUCACAAACCGGUGAGAUAGUAUUUGAGUUAGCUACCGUUGACUAUGAGUGGAAAACUGAGUGGGAAAAACAGACACUUUUGUUCAAUGGCAAUUAUGUUGUCGAAAAUAACAUAAUCACAGGGAUAAAGGUACAUAAAGAUGACGUAUUUGUAACGGUUCCGAGAUGGCGCCAAGGAGUUCCUUCGACUCUAAACGUGCUUGUUCCUCGAACAGGAAAGUCGCCCGUUUUGCGGCCGUUUCCUAGUUGGGAAAUGAAUAAAAUUGGCGACUGUGAUGCAUUUCAGUAUGUUCAGAGUAUGGAAGUAGAUCCGAACACAGGGUACAUGUGGAUUAUUGAUAUUGGGAAGGGCUCUCCAUUACCCUCACAGAAAAACUGUCCACCAAAACUGGUUGUUAUAGAAAUUGCAACAAAGAAAAUGAUAAAGAGCUAUACAUUCCCGGCAAACGUAGUUUCUCCAGUAUCCAACUUUAUGAAUGAUAUUAUGCUGGAUUAUGUUCAAGGACAAGCACGCUACGCAUACAUCACCGAUACACGUGACGCAAAAUUGUAUGUUUAUGACGUCAUCAAUAAUAUGUCGUAUUUUUUCGUUCACGAAACAAUGAAGGCACAACCUCUCAUACCUGGUUUACAAGACAAUCUGAUAUCUGCUCCAAUUGAUGGUAUUGCAAUGUCUGCAGAUUUUAAGUUUGUGUACUAUACCCCAUUGACAACGCAUAAACUAUACGCCGUCCCAACGUCAAUACUACGUAACAAAAGCUCAGAAUUUGGCAGGCACGUAAUAAACGUCGGAAACAAGAGCGGUGGUUCGGAUGGAAUGGUUUGCGGACAGAGAUCAAUAUUUUAUGCAGGAUUUGAACAGAACGCUGUCUAUAAAGCAACCGUACCUAAAAAUGACGUUGUUUCUAUGGGUACAGAAACGUUGCUUGUUGCAAACAAUUCUUCUGUUGUUUGGGUGGAUACUUUUGGUUUUAAUGGAACAGAUCUUUGGUUUGUUGCCAAUAAACUGAAUUAUUUUAAUAAACAUAAAAUGAGUUUCUCUGGAAAUGUCACAAAUAUGUUUAUAUGGAAGAUAAAUGUGGAUGAAAAUAGCUAUUUGUACAGGGCAAUUGAAAGAACCGCGAAAUCGAUGGUACCGGGGUUGUUUGGUUGAAUGUAAAGAAAAUGAAUAUUUUUAGGAAAUGAUUAAUUCUUACAUCAUUAUACGAAUGACUAGUGACGAUUUUUGAAUUUCAGACUUCGCACUCUCAUAGAUAAUCUGUUAAAAGUAUGAAGUUUGAACGUAAAGUGUGAUGAGUAUGGUAUGAAUUUCGAUGUUUGAAUUCUGAAGUUUGAUAUUGGAAGUAUGAAGUUUGUAGUAUGAAGUCUUAAGCGUGAAUGUUUUUGAAGUCUAAAGU